Molecule: messenger RNA, 8367 nt
Organism: Pocillopora damicornis (cauliflower coral)
Lineage: Eukaryota; Metazoa; Cnidaria; Anthozoa; Scleractinia; Pocilloporidae
Product: ubiquitin carboxyl-terminal hydrolase 9X
Biological process (GO): protein deubiquitination; cell migration
Cellular component (GO): cytosol; nucleus
Molecular function (GO): cysteine-type deubiquitinase activity
Source: RefSeq, a predicted model, not a curated record
UCAAGGAGGAUUCUGCUCCACAUGCAAAACAGUGAUUUUGUCCAAAAUAUCAGGGCUAGAAAAUUGAAUUCAGCCUUUCCAGCCUGUAUUUUGUGUUAUUUUAUGAAUAAGCUGUUAUGUGAAAUUCUUUCAGCGCAAGGAGAUCAACAGCUGUUACUUUAAGUCUGGGUAUAGUGGACAUGCGUUUUUAAACUGUGUAGAAGAGCAAGAGCAGCAAUAUUUUUUCAUAAACUACAUUAAUGUUUGCACACAUAAAUGGUUGUUACGUGACACUUGAUAUUUUAUUAUUACAAAAUGACUGUUUCUGUGCGUGGAGGGACUGGUGGGGACUCUGCUCCUCCCAACAGUACCACACCUGUACAACAAGGUGGCCAAUCAAAUGACUCAGGUCAACAGCAGGACAAUGAGAACUCAGUUAUACAAAAUGAUGAUAGUUCUAGUCUAUUGUUACCUAAUGGAGAAGUGGCAUUUCCUCUUACUGAAUUGUCCAAAUUGGAUGAGAUGAUUAACAGGCCACGUUGGGUGGUACCUGUCCUUCCCAAGGGUGAACUGGAGGUUCUCCUAGAGGCAUCUAUCAAACUUUGCAGAGCAGAGCUAGACACAAAGAGUGAAGAGUGCCAGAGGUUCUUUCGGGAUGGCUUGACCACAUCAUUUCAUAAAAUUCUUAAUGAUGAAGCAGUUAACGGGUGGAAGUAUGACAUUCAUAAAGCUAUCUUAAAGAACACAGAGAAGCUUGUAGAGUUGUGUGUUACAAAACUGAAUCAGGAUUGGUUUCCUCUUCUUGAUCUUCUAUCUUUAGUAUUUAAUCCUAUGUCCAGAUUUAAUAUCUACAAUGGUGCUAGGCCUUCAGAGACAGUUCCACAGGGAGCUCAGGUGGCUGAAAAUUUAAUUUAUGCCAGACCUCCUGAUGCCAGGUCACCAAAGGGAUGGCUUGUGGAUCUGGUGAACAAGUUUGGUGUCUUGGAAGGUUUUAGCACUUUACAGGAAAGAAUAUGUGAUGGCAGUAAUCUUAGUGUCCCACUCUUAGCAGCUCUCCUUAGACCAUUUGGAUCCUGUGCAGAGGUUCUGACAACUAGCACCGUAGAAAAAUACUUUUUACCUGUUAUAGAUUUUGUUCCAACAUUUCUUGAGAACUUAACUGAUGAUGAGCUUAAAAAAGAGGCCAAGAAUGAAGCAAAGAAUGAUGCUCUCUCAUCUAUUAUCAAGGCUCUUAAAAACCUGGCAGUUAGACUGACAUCUCGAGAAGACAUUGCCAAACAAUUGGAAACAUUUAAACUGAAAAUGAUACUCAGAUUACUUCAAAUUUCUUCAUUUAAUGGAAAAAUGAAUGCACUAAAUGAGAUAAACAAAGUUAUCACAGGUGUAUCAUACUUCACUCACAGACACACGGUAGCAGAAGAGGAGGAGUGGCUAACAGCAGAGAGGAUGGCUGAGUGGAUCCAGAAAAACGGAGUCCUUUCAAUAGUGUUAAAAGACAAUCUUCAUCAACCUCAGUAUGUUGAAAAAUUGGAGAAAAUUUUGCGGUUUGUUAUAAAGGAAAAGGCUUUGUCUUUAGAAGAUUUGGACAACAUUUGGGCUGCUCAGGCUGGAAAACAUGAUGCAAUUGUAAAGAAUAUCCACGACCUUUUGGCCAAAUUAGCAUGGGAUUUUUCUGCUGAACAGCUAGAUCAUCUGUUUUCUUGUUUUCAGGAAAGCUGGACAAAUGCUAGUAAAAAGCAGAGGGAAAAACUGUUGGAGUUAAUAAGACGUUUAGCAGAAGAUGACAAAGAAGGAAUCAUGGCACACAAGGUGUUGGGUUUAUUGUGGAACCUUGCUCACAGUGAAGAUGUCCCAACAGACAUCAUGGACUUAGCUUUAAGUGCACAUAUCAAGAUUCUGGACUACAGUUGCUCACAGGACCGUGAUUCUCAAAAAACAGAGUGGAUUGGUCGUUGUAUAGAAGAGCUACGUAGUGACACUUGGGUUUUACCUGCACUCAAGCAAAUCAAAGAAAUAUGUUCCCUUUUUUAUGAGGCUCCACAAAACUACUCUCACACUCAGCGUAACCCUCAUGUAUAUUAUCGACAUGAAGUUAUAAAUCAGCUGCAACAAACUCACUCCUUGGUAAAGUUAGUUGCUGAUAAUCUUGCAACCUACAUGCAGAAAGUGCACACUCUGAUGGAAGGCAAACCAGAUGUAGUCCCAAGUGAUAUAAAAAUUGAUGGAAGGUACAAUCAUGUGACCCAAGUACAGGAGAGACUUAACUUUCUCAGGUUUCUUCUCAAGGAUGGACAGUUAUGGCUAUGUGAACACCAAGCCAAAUUGAUCUGGCAGUGUCUUGCAGAAAAAGCUGUUUUAUCAUCAGAUAGGGAGAGUUGCUUCAAGUGGUUUUCAAAAUUGAUGGGGGAUGAACCAGACGUAGAUCCUGAAAUCUGCAGAUCAUUCUUUGAAGGAAAUGUCCUCAAGUUAGAUCCUUCUCUGUUAACAGAAAAUGGCAUAAGGUGUUUUGAAAGAUUCUUUAGAGGAGUCAAUGUCAAAGAAGGUAAACUAGUAGCUAAGAGAAGAGCGUACUUAAUGGAGGAUUUGGAUUUGAUAGGAGUGGAUUACUUAUGGCAGGUGGUACUUCAAGGUUCAGAUGACAUUGCUGGUCGUGCCAUUGAACUGCUUAAGGAGACUUUCACCUCCCUUGGACCUAAACUGAGGGCUACACAGGUUGACAUUCAUGAGAAGUUCAUCCUGAAUUGUACAAACCAGAUUCGCCAAUCAGCAGAUGUAUUUUCUAAUAAGGGUACAGAGAUCACACGUAUUGAAGACAAGUCUCCAAUUCCAAAGGAAAAGCUUCAGCAAGAAGCAAAGAAAACAGUGAGAUGUCUGACAGUUCUUAAAGAAUAUGUUGCUGAGUGUGAUGAUGAACAUGCAGAGGAACGAGCAAUCUUACCUCAUGGAAGGUCAUGCCGUGGCCGACAUGUUUCACUUAUUGUCAGAUUCCCAUCCCAUGGCCGCCAGGGAGAAGACUUUGAGAUUUGGUCACACACAAAUGAGUCUAUCGCGUCCGUCAGACGACAAGUCAUGAGCAGGUUGAAGAACUCUUUACAGACAGCCAGGCUUGAUCUGUAUGUCAAUGGAGAGAUCCUCUGUCCUUCUGAUGACAAGAGACUAAUUUCACAAGUGCCAUUGAGAGACAGGACAUUAAUAACAGCCAAGAUUGGAACAAUGAAUAGCUCCAUGCCAUCAUCACCUGAUUCAUCAUCAGACUCAUCAGGGGGGUCUACACCAGCUGCUCUGGAUGGUCCAAACUUAGAUGCUGAGAACUGCCUUCCAGGAGUGAUGUUGUCCAAACGGCACAGCUUUAUGCAAUACCUAAUCGAUCUAUCUGAUCAAGGUAUAGCUCAUAACAUUCCAGAUCUAAGGGAGAGAGUUCAACAACUCCUUAAUCUCAUACCAUCAGACACAGAGACAGUCGGAAAUAUCAAGAAUGUUUGUCGAGCAUCUUCAGAAAACAGUUCUAAAACAUCUUCUCCUUUACUUGACAACAUGUUCUUUAUACCCUCUUCAACACAAGUUCUUUAUAACCUAGAGAUUGUUUAUUCCCUUCUAAUGCCGGCUGCAUUACCCAGUCAAGAUCACCAAACUUUAGAAUUCCAGGUCAACUUUUUGAAAUGUGGAGGCAUUCAAUGCAUUCUUAAUAUGCUGACAAGUACAGAAUUCCUUCAACAUGCUGAUGUAAUCACCAAAAGAGCUGCAUUCUACACACUCCUUAAAAUGGCCAAGUUGUUGCUGACAGUAGUGGGUUACGCUCAAGUAACAGUGGUAGCAGAAGCUAUUCAACCCUCAGACCCAUCCUGUUCCCCUCCUCCAAUCUCUGCUAGUGCUCAUAAUGCGGCAGUCAUAUUACAGCAAGCCUUGCAGUAUAUUCCUAACCCUGGCACAGAGUGCAUGUUACGGAACAUGGCUGUUAGACUUGCCACUCACUUGAGUAGCCAGGUUACAGAGCCAUUACCCGAUCUAAAUGCAGUCAAGUCUGUGCAGCGGUUAUCUUGGGCUGCAGGUGUGGGCAUGCUACAUCUUAUACAGUCAACAAAUGAAGAAAUACAUAAAGCCUAUGAUUCAAAGACAAGUACAAAAAGUCUUGAUAAUGAUGACAUUCAAGUGGCAAGAGAAGCACUUGAAGUGUUAAGUGUGUGUUUAGCCUUAUGUCCAAGUCUCCUUGAAACUCUCACAAAGGACAAAUCCUGGCAAUGUUUUAUCAUUGAUCUCCUUAUCAUGUGUCAAAGCAGAGCCAUCCGAUGUAGCACAGCAGAACAGUUCUUUCUGAUUGCCACACGAUGUUCCCACGGUCACAGACCACUUAUCUUUUUCAUUACACUUCUUUUUACUGUGCUUGUGAACUCUAUUAAGGAUCAUGCUGGCUCCUCAUAUGAAUACUUUAGCUUGUUUUGCAAAUUACUUGCCCAUGCCUUCUUAACCCAUUGUCCCCUGCCUACGGCUGAGAUGAUGCUGAACACUGAAAUAACAUGGCUCAAAAAAGCAAAGGAUUUAGUGCUAUCAUCUGAGGAAGGUAGCUCUGCAGUGGAUGACUCCCUGUUAGAAGGUCACCUUGGAGUUACAAGAGAAUUAUUACUUUUCCAGUCAGCUCAGAAGAAAUUUGCAAUUGGCUCACAAAAGGAUGGGCCUAACCUUAUUAAGGAUCUUGUGGAGGACUUCAUCUUCCCUGCAUCCAAGCUUAUCAUUGAUGCUAGGAAUGGUAAUGAUGACGUUUGGAACAAAAGAGUCACAGCAAUCUGCUCUACCCAGACCACCAUGGUAGCUGCUUUUGAUCUCUUAGUUGCUCUUUGCAGAGGCUGUGUUCAAAAUCUUAAAGUCUUAGCUGACAUCCUCACUGAUUUCUACUACUCUGGUGAGGACCCUCCUUUGACAGAAUGGGAACAUUUACCCCCGAUUGGGCCACGCCCAUCCAAAGGUUAUGUGGGGCUCAAAAAUGCAGGGGCUACAUGUUACAUGAAUUCUGUAAUUCAGCAGCUUUUUAUGAUUCCUGAACUACGUGAGGGUGUUCUGAAAGUGGAAGGAGCUGCACAAAAAGAAGAAGAGGAUGGUGUGGACGUGGAGGAGAAAUCUGAGAGUGAGAACACCAUAGACACUGGAUAUCAGUCUGAAGACAACAAAGACAAUGAUAAGGACACUGACACUAACGAUAAAGAACUGGAGAUAAAGAGAUAUCAAAUCAGUGUGCUUAAUCAGAUUCAGUUCAUCUUUGGACAUCUGGCACAGAGUCAGCUGCAGUUCCAUGUACCUCAAGGAUUCUGGAAAACGUUCAAGUUGUGGGGUGAACCAGUAAAUUUACGCGAACAGCAUGAUGCUCUGGAGUUUUUCAAUAAUUUGGUCGAUAACUUGGAUGAAGGUCUAAAAGCGCUGAGUGGCGACCCGCUGUUUUCCAACAUACUGGGCGGUAGCUUUGCUGAUCAAAAGAUUUGUAAAGGAUGUCCUCAUAGGUAUUCCCGUGAAGCACCAUUCAUUGCUCUGAAUGUGGACAUUCGUAAUCAUCAGAGUUUAGUGGAUUCUUUGGAACAGUUUGUUAAGGGAGAUUUGUUGGAGGGCGCCAAUGCUUACCACUGUGAAAAGUGUGAUAAAAAGGUUGACACAGUCAAACGAAUGUGCAUCAAAAAGCUUCCUCGAGUACUGGCAAUUCAGCUGAAGCGCUUUGACUAUGACUGGGAAAGAGAGUGUGCUGUUAAAUUCAAUGAUUACUUCGAGUUUCCACGUGACAUGGAUAUGGAGCCUUUCACAGAGCUUGGUCUUGCAAAGCUUCAAGGUGAGAUCGCUGAAAACUCAACUGAUGGUGAAGCAGAGGAAGAAAUAAAGAGUGAAACAACACGCAGCACGAAGUACCGGCUGGUGGGAAUCUUGGUCCACAGUGGACAAGCUAGUGGUGGACAUUAUUACUCUUAUGUCUUGCAGAGAGUUUCUCCAGAUAACGUUCCGAAAUGGUACAAGUUUGACGAUGGCGAGGUCUCAGAAUGCAAAAUGGAUGAUGAGGAGGAACUGAAGACUCAGUGCUUUGGAGGUGAUUACAUGGGUGAAGUGUUUGAUCACAUGUUAAAAAGGAUGUCAUACAGAAGGCAAAAGAGAUGGUGGAAUGCAUACAUCUUGUUUUAUGAACGCCUUGAUGUCAUGGAUAUAAGCAGAACUGUCGAUGUUGACAGAAAUUGUUGGAUGCCACCAGCAAUAAAGAGAGCAGUUCGUAAACAGAACGUGCACUUCCUUCACAACCGAAUCCAGUACAGCAGUGAAUAUUUCCAGUUCAUGAAGAAGCUGGUAACCGCUAAUGCUGCUCUGGAAAAUUCGGCGGAAAUGGAGCCUUUAGCAAUGACCAGCAUUCAGUUGGUUUCCAAGUUCCUUUUCACCACUGGCUUCCGAACCAAGAAAACCAUCAGAGGUCCAGCGGGUGAAUGGUACGAUGCUGUGUGUGUCUUACUCAGACAGAGUAAGGCUGUCCGGGAGUGGUUCGCCAAGUUUGUGUUGUUCUCUCACCCUGAUCGCUUUUCAGAAUAUUUAUUGGAGUGCCCCAGUGGAGAGGUACGAAGUGCCUUUGCUAAGAUUUUGGUGUUUUUAGCUCACUUCUCUCGUCAGGACGGUCCGUGCUAUCCGUACCCGGACGACAAUAAACAGGAAUCAGAUCUUGACAACAAAGCGACCUUGAGUGACCAUAUCCUAAGUGCUGUUCUUGGAUUACUGAAGAAAGAGGUUCCGGAGCACGGCCGUCACUUACAACAAUACUUUCACUUCUUUCUCAUGUACUCCACUAUUGGCCCACCCGAGAGACUUCAACUCUUACAACUUGGUGUUCCGGCAACUUUCAUGUUGGUGGCAUUGGACGAGGGUCCAGGCCCUCCCAUUCGUUACCAGUAUGCUGAACUGGGAAAACUUUACUCGGUUGUGUCUCAGUUAGUUCGCUGCUGUGACGUUUCGGCCAGAAUGCGCUCUUCUGUACCGAACACGCAGCCAAGAGCGAAUCCGUUUGAUGAAGGGCAUCCAGUAAUGGAGAUUCAGCCUGUUGUGGCAGACAUUCUGUUCACCAAGGCCACAUACUUAAAGAAAGUGAUUGAAGACAGCACAACUUCAGAAGACACUCUGAAACUGUUAAGAUUUUGCUGUUGGGAAAAUCCACAGUUCUCACGGAUAGUACUGAGCGAACUUCUCUGGCAGGUGGCAUUUUCGUACACAUAUGAGCUGCGACCAUACCUAGACUUGCUUCUGCAAAUGAUGCUUAUAACAGACUCCUGGCAGAGUCACAGAAUUCAUAACACUCUUAAAGGAAUUCCAGACGACAAAGAAGGUUUAUUUGACACAAUUCAGCGCUCGAAGAAUCAUUAUCAGAAGAGAGCGUAUCAAUGCAUCAAGUUCAUGGUCACACUCUUUUGCAGCUGUCCCCUCGCGCACCAGAUUCUCAUGACGGCACAGGACCUCCGCCGGAAGUGGACAUGGGCAGUAGAGUGGCUUAAUGACGAACUGGAGAGGAGACCGUACACCGGAGGCACGUCUUACACGUACAACAACUGGUCACCACCGGCGCAGUCCAAUGAGACUUCCAAUGGGUACUUCCUUGAACGAUCACACAGUGCACGACUCACACUCGCCAAGGCCUGCGAACUGUGUCCAGAAGAGGACCAAGAAGAGCCCGAGGGGGAUGUAGAAGGGGAAAAUGGGACCUCUGCAGACGAGGCUUCCCCAAAUGCUGAGCGCUCGAGUCCCCGACGGAAUUCUGAAGACCAGUCUUCUCCGAUCACUGAACAGAUUCCACCCUUAGACAAUAGUGAUACUGUUGAUAAUGAAUCCACGACCAAGCUGCUAAAUGAGGAGUCCGACUGAGCACUAAGUGUGGUAGAGCCUAAUGGAUAUUUCUGUGAACUGCAGUAGCCAUCACUGGGCUGUUGUCUACCGGUUGGUAUCUCCAUGGCAACUAGCAAGCCACGAUUGCGUGGAUACAGUGGCAUUUGUCACACUCUGACCCAAUCCUAUCACGGACAAGAGACACCGCGUCCGUACUUGGACGUAUUUACUUUGAUUGUUACAAUACCUUGGAGUCGAAGUGGAAAAUGCUAAUUUAUUUUUUUAUUUAAUGUAGAGGGCCGUUUACUUUGACAUAACGACUCAGUUUUGUAGUAUUUUCAGAUGGUGUUUAUAUGCGAUGCUCGAUUGUGGUGUAGUUUCAAUCCGUUGUCUUUGUGUAGCCCUCUCUCUUUCAGUCUGACGGGGAUAGAAUAAUCACAAGCCCGAUCAGCAUCCGUUUGUCAAGAAUUCUCUGUGUUCUGUAAAAAUUUUAAGAGAAAAAAAAUGGAAUAAUUCUAGAGCCUAUAAAAAGUACCAAAUAGAAGUAUUGUCACCUGUUCA